ACUUUUACUUUCAAUACUUAAGUACAUUUAAUAUCAGAAAAUUACUUUUGAUACUUAAGUACAUUAAUUAUCAGAUACUUUACGACUUUCACUCAAGUAGUAUUCUAAUAGUAUUCUUUUACUUUUACUGGAGUCAUUUUCCAGUAAGGUAUCUUUACUUUUACUCAAGUAUGGCUUUUGGGUACUUUAUACACCACUGAUCUUUAACUAACCCUAAAUAAGUAGUUAUUUUGCCUAAACCUAAACGUAAAAAGAAUGCAGUUUCUAAGUGGCAAAAAGGGCCACGUUGCACAAACCCCAAUACCAACAUCUGGGCUUAACUCGUGCCCGAUAUACACACACACGCACACACACACACAAACACACACUCUCUCGGUCCCUCGACUCCAAUCCCCCCUCAAUCCCCAAUGCAGACAGCGAGUCCGUGAUUGGGUAACAAAAGCCAAAUCAAAGUGCUUUGUGAAAUAUGGCUGGGAUUCGUUAUUAGGUGAAGGCUUUGUUUUCCCCGGCACGCAGGCAGACCGGGGGAUUUAAGCCUCUCUUUUGCAAAGCAUACAGAUGAGCCAGGAGGGUUAGGGCGCUUUUCAAGUUUGUAGCACGGUCGACUCAGAGCCGGCCAUGUCUGGAGAGGAAUGGAUAAACAUUGGACAGAGUGGCUCCUAGUGGGCGGAGAAACAGUGAGAUGAACAGGGAAAUAAAAAAGUUUGACCACUGUCUCUGCUAAAAACUUUCAACCAUCUCAUGGAUGUAGUUAGUCAAAGAAAAAUGGAGUCUAUAGGUGAGUUAGAAGGAUUUCGAUUUGUGGGAAAUACGCUGUCAUGUCUGUUGCUCUUCAUUCAAACGAGCAUAAAGGGAGAACAAUAAUAAAUUCCCCCGUUGUUGUCAUUAUCCUCUCCCAGUUCACUGCACUUGAUUGGUCAGCCGGAGAUGAAAGGGAAUUACUCGUGCGCGCUAAUGUGGAUGGAAGACGCUUUUCCUCUAUUUUUAUAUUUUCCAUCUCUGCAUGUAUGUGGGAGAGCGGAGAGGAACCCUUAGCUCAAGGGCAUACCGUUAGGGACAUGUUGAAAACACGCAUUUAGACAUCACACAUGUACACGCAUGCACUCGGGAUGGCUUUCGUGGGGGCAAUGCGUUGCUGCAGUCAUCUUUUAUUCAGGGCAGCUCUCUGUGUGUGUUUCCAGCAUCGCUCUGUGUGGACGAGCUGCUCUCGAGCAACGGGGUUUAGGAGAAUGUGAUCAUUUAGGCAAAGUGUUUUCCUUCGCUUCCCCUUUUCUCUCUCGUAAACACACACACACACACACACACACACACACACACACUGUAAACACACGUACACACAUUCUGUGUAAACUGCACGUUAUUGUAGCCGCUCUGCAUAUUCAUAGAGGUGCUUUAUGUGCCAGAGCCGUGGCAGCAUUCCACAUCUAACAGCAGGGUGACACAGUCAUUUAAAUACUGCUCUCCCAUACCGCUCCACGCUCUGCGUUCUGCCUACAUCAAUUUACUAUCUAUAGAGAUGCAAUCAGCAUUUAAUGUCACCGAGAGGCAGAAUUAAAAGAGACGGAGGAGGAAGUGCAAAGGGAGGUGUUGGAGGAGGUCUCCUGCGAAAGGCGAGCCGGCGCUAUGUCACAGGUGGGACGGGGAGGGAGGAGCAGAGGGAAAUGGAGGUGAGGAGGUUUUUCUGUGGAAGGAGCCACAGCCUCUGUGGUGGCCUCGAUGACUCAGCGGGUGGAAGCCUGAAUAAUCAGAGCCGUGCUCUGGGUCUCUGCCAUCAUUAGAUUGGUGCACAUACUAAAUAUUCAAUGAGACAUUUUGGGCAGACGUGUUGGGAGAGCAGGCGAAAGGGCAACUUUGCCGGAGUAUGUGCCAUGUGGCGACAGAGAUAUCGGGGAUAGAGGUGUCGGGGGCUGCUCACUCUCCCCCUCCCUGUGCUCGGCCUGAGGGGUCGCGAUGUUGGCAACCCACCCCGAGCCGUCUGGAAAACAUGUAGCCCGUCUCGUGUUUCGAGUUUAUGAUUAAAUAGUUUACUUGAGCACAACAUUGUUCAAAGAUGUCGCCUUUUCAUUUUGCUCUCAAAGCGCACCAGAUUGAUGCAUUUCACUUUAAAAUGUACAAAAUGUAGGGUGAAAAUUCCUGUAUUUUAUCGUUUAGAUAUAUACGAUAAACCAUAUGUCAACUUUUGAUUUAAAAAAAAGCAUAACCUGAGGUUUAUCGUUAGCUCUAAAAUUCGACCAACGGAUCUCCUCCGUAAAACGAGUCUUCUUCCAAUACAGCUUCUUAAAGGUUUAAGAGAUAUCCAAAGAAAAGUCAAGGUCCUUAUGUAACUAUUGGUUGUAAGAAGGUCCUGUUGUGUGCGGUGCCUAUCAAGGCCAUCCUGUGUAGGUGUAUCUGCGUGGGGCCAUUUGUUCUAGAAUUGGCUCUUUUGGCUUACAAUGCUGAAAAAACCCAGAACUAACACACACUCACACAGAUGCAGGUACAGAAGGGACGAGGGGGACGGGGGGCAUAUGGGGUUGCUCGGGCAUUUGCCCAGUUGCCCUAUUUAGAACAAACUGCCCAUUUGCCUGCAUAACCAACGAUAUGGCUGCGUUCCUAGGAAAUGUCAUGUUUUCUCACAGCCAGAGCAGAUGCUGAAUGGACCCGGAUCACUGGUGGAGCAGAGCCACUUCAGUACCAAGACCGAGAAAUGUGUGCAGAUUUGUAACAGGCCUGCAGAUUUGAGGGGAGUGAAGUGUACACAUACUGCAUCCUACCGUCCGAGUAGGUGAUGUAGCUCUUAAUUAGCCCACUAAGCAGCAGUACUUUUUACCGCUUGAACACGGUCAAUAUGCUUAAAGGAGAGGUGCCCGAUUGGUUGAUGAGAAAUCAAAUGAAAUCACUUCCCAUUGACCCUAUAACUGUGACAAAUGUGCACCAUGACAAGUCCAUUACAACUCUAGUUUUGUGUGUUUUCCUUUAAAAGAGCUUCUACUCGCUUCCAGUGGAGCUACACCUCCGCCUGUAUAAGUGUUCACUAACAAGACAAUGUGUUGCAGCAAUUAGGACAAUAAGACCACUUCUCAUUCAAAUCUCUUGAUUUCUUUUACAAAGUAAUUCAAUUGUGUCUCCACAAAUGCGUUGCUUAUGUAAUACCGAUCUAAAUUGCUUCAGAUGGAUAAUUGUUUUAAGUUAAUUGUCUUUGUAGGUAAUAUUAGCAAUGACUUGAUUCACUUACAAAUGCUUUUAGUGGGUGCCUUGAUUUCUAUUUGUGUUUUACAAUUAGAGUGCCAGGAUAUGUUGUUUUAAAAAAAAGGAAAGAAAACACAGUUUUACCUUAAAGUACCUGCCCAUUCAGGAGUGGAUGCACAGGCCCACAAACACAACUUUGUAAAUGUUAGGUUCUUGUGGGCGAUGUAUGGAAUAUACCCGAUGUAUCUCGGCUUGUUCUUCGGGGAUGUGGUGAAUGACUAUAUUGCGAACAUCUUGGACAAAUGUUGCGUAUUUCUUUUAAGCUGCCAGCGGGCGUCACAUGCUCCAGUAUCGCCUAUAGGUCUGUGUAUGUGAGUCCAGGGCUAUGCGGAAACCUUCCUCCCUCUGACUCAGACAUGCUGGCACACUGCUGUGUGGAAUAACACAUUCCUCACUCUUUUCCCCAUCAGUCCUCUGUGGAACGGCACGGCUGCUGCUUGUGGCUGAUGUAUCGUUACUGUACGUUGUGCAGUGGGGCUCCAUUUGUCUCAAUUCUCCUAUUAUCAUUCCACCUCAGCUACUGUGGUGGAUGUUACCAAGCAUAACAAAUGAAUAAUAGACCGCAUAUUCAUUACACAAAUAAUAUGUGAGAUGGAGCGCAUGCCGAAAGUCUAUUUUUUUUUUUUUUACAGAUGGCCCUUUGGCGGUUUAAAGAGACCAAUGGUGUAUUUAGCUGAGGAAUAAUCACAAGCAUCACAAUACAAUUCUGUGGCUGUUAAAAAACACAUUGAUCAAAUGAUCUGGAUAAUAGAGGACCAAUAGGGAUGGAACGCAACAGAACCAUGACUGGGGAAGCGUUUCGGAUCCUUGUUGCUCAGAAUCAACACUGACCUGGCACCUGCACCGAGGUCCGGCCUCCUUCUCCGGCACCCCAACGACCCUUCUCUCCCCCAGCGACUGCUUUGCCCUCCAUCUCACCUUCACGCAGAGCUCCUGGCCUUGAUCAAAUCUUCACAAAAAAGCUCCUUUUAUUCUUUCAGGGUCUGUCUGCUUUGGUUUUUAAAUCCCCUCUUAUACUUUACCUUCCAGACUGUUGGUUAUAAUCCACAUUCUCUCACAAAAAGACUGAAGUACUUCAGAACAGACUAAAAGCUGGUGGCUGAACACCAUGAAUCCAGUCAUGUACCCCCUUCCACUUGCUCUAAGUAAACAAAGGGGGCACCCUUUGUUGUCCAGAACGCGCCCCCAUAGUCUCAUUACGGACUGGUGCCUAAUGGGUUUGCUAGGCCUCAUUGUGCUCUUCAGCCUGGCCUCGAGCCAGAAAAUGGACCCUUCCAAAAACCCCUUAGUCACCACCAACUACGGUAAGAUCAGAGGCAUCAAGAAGGACUUGAACAACGAGAUCCUGGGCCCUGUAGAGCAGUACCUGGGCGUCCCCUAUGCCACGGCACCCAUCGGCGACCGCCGCUUUCAGCCGCCCGAAGCCCCGGGAUCCUGGCAGGAGAUCCGCAACGCCACCCAGUUUGCCCCCGUGUGCCCUCAGAAUGUCCACGGCGUGCUCCCAGAGAUUAUGCUGCCUGUGUGGUUCACUGACAAUCUGGACGUGGCGGCGGGUUACAUCCAGAACCAGAGCGAGGACUGCCUCUACCUCAAUAUCUACGUGCCCACUGAGGAUGGUCCGCUCACAAAAAAACAUGAUGAUUCUUCAAUGAACAAGCCUCGAGACGAAGAUAUCCGGGACCGCAGGAAGAAGCCGGUGAUGCUGUUCAUUCAUGGAGGCUCCUACAUGGAGGGCACCGGAAACAUGUUUGACGCCAGCGUCCUGGCCGCCUACGGCAACGUGAUCGUGGUGACCAUGAACUACCGGCUGGGGGUGCUCGGCUUUCUCAGUACAGGUGAUCAGUCCGCUAAGGGGAACUACGGCCUGCUGGACCAGAUUCAGGCCCUGCGUUGGCUCAACGAGAACAUCGGCCACUUCGGCGGAGACCCCGACAGAAUCACCAUCUUUGGCUCCGGAGCUGGGGCGUCCUGCGUCAACCUCCUCAUCCUCUCGCACCACUCGGAGGGUCUGUUCCACAGGGCCAUAGCCCAGAGUGGAACUGCCAUCUCCAGCUGGUCUGUCAACUACCAGCCCCUCAAGUACACCAAGAUCCUGGCCCGGAAGGUGGGCUGCACCUACACGGAGACGGCCGACCUGGUUGACUGCCUGAGGCGCAAGAACUUCCGGGAGCUGGUGGACCAGGACAUCCAGCCAGCCCGGUACCACAUCGCCUUUGGCCCCGUGGUGGACGGAGACGUGGUGCCUGACGAUCCUGAGAUCCUCAUGCAGCAGGGGGAGUUCCUCAACUAUGACAUCCUUAUAGGAGUGAACCAAGGAGAGGGGCUGAAGUUUGUGGACGACAGCGAGGACAACGACGGCAUCUCAGCAGCAGCGUUCGACUACACCAUCUCCAACUUUGUUGACAACCUCUAUGGCUACCCUGAGGGCAAAGACAUCCUGAGGGAGACCAUUAAAUUCAUGUACACAGACUGGGCAGACAGGGACAAUGGCGACAUGCGAAGGAAGACACUCCUAGCUCUGUUUACAGACCACCAGUGGGUGGCGCCGGCAGUGGCCACCGCCAAACUACAUGCGGAGUUUCAGUCGCCGGUUUACUUUUACACGUUCUACCACCACUGCCAGACGGAGACGCGACCCGAAUGGGCCGAUGCCGCCCACGGAGAUGAGAUACCGUACGUGUUUGGCGUUCCCAUGAUCGGUGCUACAGAUCUGUUCCCAUGCAACUUCUCCAAGAACGAUGUGAUGCUGAGCGCUGUGGUCAUGACUUACUGGACCAACUUCGCCAAGACUGGGGACCCCAACCUGCCAGUCCCUCAGGACACCAAGUUCAUUCACACCAAACCCAACCGCUUUGAAGAGGUCAUCUGGACCAAGUUCAACUCAAAGGACAAGCAGUACCUCCACAUUGGAUUAAAACCUCGUGUUAGAGACAACUACAGGGCCAACAAGGUGGCCUUCUGGCUGGAAUUAGUCCCCCACCUCCAUAGUCUACAUGAGGAGCUCUUCCCCACCACGACCCGUUCGCCGGGAGGCCCUGGCCAUGGCACCCCCCGACCGGGCCUUCGCCCAUCUCGUCACCCUUACCCUACCUUCGCCUCUGAUCCGGAGCUCGAGGGUUCGGAGCGUCCGCACCAGAACCUCUUCCCUGGAGACACCCGGGACUACUCCACCGAGCUGAGUGUGACAGUUGCCGUGGGGGCAUCGCUCCUCUUUCUCAACAUCCUGGCAUUUGCCGCCCUUUACUACAAGCGUGACAAGCGCCACGAGAUGCGACGCCACCGGCUGUCUCCUCAACGCGGCGGGCCUGCCAACGACCUGGCUCACAGCCAAGAGGAGGAGAUCAUGUCCCUGCAGAUGAAGCACUCGGAGCACGACUCUCACCACGACAUGGAGCCCCUCCGGCCCCAUGACAUCCUACGGCCCGCCUGCCCACCUGACUACACACUGGCGCUGCGCCGUGCCCCCGACGACGUGCCGCUGAUGACACCUAACACCAUCACCAUGAUCCCCAGUACCAUCACCAGCAUGCAGCCUCUUCAUGCCUUCAACACUUUCCCCUCCACCGGCCACAACAACACCCUGCCCCAUCCCCACUCCACCACCAGGGUAUAGUAGGGACUAGCACGACACAGCGCCACCUAUGGACCAGGAAGACUGGCUCUGCCACAGAUCUAGAAGAGAGGCCCUCUGGAUGUGGGCCUUUGUUCUGUUCUCCUAUUCUCUUUCCCCACAAACAACUCCACCUCCAUCGUGUGCUGUCAAACUCAGCAGCUCCACUGGUGGCGUGUGGCGAGCAACUGAACUGCACGGCAGCAGAUGAUCAGUUUGGGGGUGAUUUAGAUCGUUCAAAGAUACUGUUUUCAAAGGUAUGCCGUUUCCAGACUAAAGCCCCCUGACACUAGUCAAAAGGACAAAUGCUUUUCGGCCCUUGCAGUUUUCAUGCUCUUCUUCUUUACUCUCCCUGGCGUGUUGCGUGCAUUUAUCGUUCUCUUUUCUACAUCUGUGUCUUAUCCCUGCGUUGUUCCUCUCAUUCAUGUGAUUCUCUCCCUCUCUCCCAGCGCUCUUUUGCUCCAGGGACUCACAAACGACUGAGCUGUAGGAGGGGGCAUAGAGUGCCACCAGUAAUCUUCUAGUUAGGAAAGCAUUGAUAUCUGAUACUUUCAUUCUACCAGCAUUCUUGGUGCCAAGUAUGUACUACUGUGUCUGCUUUCUCAUCGAGGGAGGAAAAAAAAACAAAAGAAAAUUCGAGAGUAUUCCUAUUUACUGUCAAUUAACAGAUGCUGUGUGUUCUCAUGACAAAGUGCCAAACUGGCCCUCGAUUGUGUUUUUUUUUUCUUUCAUCUUCUGUUUCUUUUUCUUUUCAAGCAUUUGUUUAGUUGUUGUUUUUUGUGGAAAGAACUUUUGCUGAAAAUAUAGAUAUAGAGAAAUGAUAUUAUAUAUAGUUAUAUAUAAAUGUGUACAAAGGAGAAAGUAUAUAAAGGGGUUUUCUCAGUGGG
This is a messenger RNA of Anarrhichthys ocellatus (wolf-eel), 7725 nucleotides long. It is a transcript of the gene nlgn2a, whose product is annotated as neuroligin 2a. NCBI's taxonomy places the organism in Eukaryota, Metazoa, Chordata, Actinopteri, Perciformes, Anarhichadidae. Gene Ontology annotation, molecular function: neurexin family protein binding. The coding region runs from base 4337 to 6841 and encodes 834 amino acids. The record is from RefSeq and is a predicted model, not a curated record. Gene Ontology annotation, cellular component: membrane. The transcript is spliced from 9 exons.